AUGGGUCUGACUAAGUGUAACAAGGCUGUUUGUGGACAUCUGGAGCUCAAAUGGGCAACCACUGAGGCAGUGGACCAUCAAUAUCAGAUAUGCAUGAAGAGUGAAGAGAAACCUGAAGCAGAAAGAGCCGUAGUAGAAGAUAUUGUUAAAGUCCAGUCAGGAAACAAGGAAGACAGUAAAAAUAGAGAAGACAGUCUUGUAGAAAUUUGCCUGAUGCACCCCCUCGAUGUGGUGAAAACCAGGUUCCAGAUUCAGAGAUGUGCAACUGAUCCAAACAGUUAUAAAAGCUUGGGAGACAGCUUUCGAACAAUUUUCCGAAUAGAAGGAUUGUUUGGUUUUUACAAGGGGAUUCUGCCACCAAUCUUGGCUGAAACACCAAAAAGAGCAGUGAAGUUUUUCACCUUUGAGCAAUACAAGAAAUUGCUAGGAUAUGUGUCACUGUCGCCAGCAUUGACGUUUGCCAUUGCUGGAUUAGGAUCUGGACUAACAGAAGCUAUCGUGGUUAACCCUUUUGAGGUAGUAAAAGUUGGCUUGCAAGCGAAUCGGAACAAAUUUACAGAGCAACCAUCCACGAUGAGUUAUGCAAGACACAUCAUUAAGAAGGAAGGCUUGGGACUCCAGGGCCUCAACAAAGGAUUUACAGCAACUUUGGGACGUCAUGGGGUUUUCAACAUGGUUUAUUUUGGCUUCUACUACAAUGUCAAAAACAUUAUUCCUGUCAAUAAGGAUCCAACCUUGGAGUUUUUGAGAAAAUUUGGGAUUGGUCUUCUCUCGGGCACAAUAGCCUCAGUCAUUAACAUCCCUUUUGAUGUUGCCAAAAGUAGGAUUCAAGGGCCUCAACCAGUUCCUGGAGAGAUCAAGUACAGAACCUGUUUUAAAACAAUGGCAACAGUCUACCAGGAAGAAGGGAUUUUAGCUUUGUACAAAGGCCUGCUUCCCAAGAUUAUGAGGCUUGGACCAGGUGGUGCAGUGAUGCUGCUGGUUUAUGAAUACACCUAUACAUGGCUUCAGGAGAACUGGUGA
Molecule: messenger RNA, 1023 nt
Organism: Callorhinus ursinus (northern fur seal)
Lineage: Eukaryota; Metazoa; Chordata; Mammalia; Carnivora; Otariidae
Source: RefSeq, a predicted model, not a curated record